Messenger RNA from Ciona intestinalis (vase tunicate), 922 nucleotides. The record is from RefSeq and is a predicted model, not a curated record. NCBI's taxonomy places the organism in Eukaryota, Metazoa, Chordata, Ascidiacea, Phlebobranchia, Cionidae.
CAGCUAUCCAUCGUCAGCAUAAUAUUGUCCCAGUGUUUAGCACAUCUUGUAUAAAAACUCUUUAUCUAACUAGUAAAACUGUUAACAUGAAUAAAUUAUUACCAUUUUUAAAUAUUAUUAGACUUUUUUUACCAAUAUAAUCUGUGUACCCUGUAUUUCUUAACAUUGUACAUAUUUUUUAAAGUAAAAAGAGGUGCAAAGUUUUUGUCUGGAAACACUAUUACCGGCGUUUCACGUUUUCACUAAUGUUUGAACUUUAAACAGCAACCUUACUAUCAUUUUUGUUCUGGGAACUGCUUUACUAAUCAUAGUUGUGUUUAUGAUAUGUCAAGUUCUGACAAGCAACCAAGCGCAAACGGUGACCAAAUUCCAAAGCAGAGGGGAAAUACGACGGAAAAGGUUCCCCACGAGCCAGGAGCUGGAUUACGUGGCUUGAGGUCAACCACCGCGUUUCGUGCUUUGAACUUUGAGUUGUACGUCAGACCCAACAAAUAUGUUAUGGGCAUUGGCUUAGUUCUCAUUACUGGCUGUGUGUCUUACCUUGCUUACAUGAACGCAACAGCUGAAAACAAAUCCACUGGUGUUUACGAAGUUUAUAACACGGACGGCUCAGUUAAAACUGAGAAACGAAAGUCCAAGUGGGACUAGAUACUCGAACCAUGCUGUUUUAUACAAUCUUGAUGUUGUCUUUUGCUCGUCCCAUGGUCCCUGUGGUACUUCGUGUUCUGUUACCUCUGAUUGAAAUGGUUGUGAUCAGUAAAAAGCUUAAAAUGCAAAAGAAAGAAUUGCAAAUUGAUUUAAAACAGAAAUUGGAAGACCAAAGGGGAAUUAAUAUGAUGGACGAGUUCGCAAAAUAUGCAAGAUUGCAGAGAAAAAUUGACGCUGUGAAAGAUGAAAUACAGAAGAUGAACAAUUCUACAUC